AUUUUUUCUGUAUAAGGUGUUAUCUUUAAAGUUGUUAGAGAGAGUUGUCGCCUGAAAUCAUCGCGAACGAACGCAUUAUCACAACGAAACGCUGUAUUUCAUUUAUUCAUUCACAAAUCAUCACAGUCUAAAAUGUAACUGUUUGUUUUAUUAUCAUCGUCUUCUGGCAAUCUUUUAGUCAUUAUAGCUGGACUUAAUAUUUACAAUUGUCGUAAAUGUUGGAAACUAAGGACGCAGGACCUUCCGUGUAUCCUUACAAGGAUGCUCAGCCAACUACCCAACAUUUUGGUGCCGUGACUCGGGAGCUGUAAUGUCUGAAAAAGAAACAUUAAAGAAGAAAAUUCAGGCACGAAACGGUCAUCGCCUGGUUGUUCGCAAAAAUGUCGCGAAGGCCCGAGAGCUGUUGCCUCCGCGCGGUCAAAAUCUUCCACCGGAACAACAAUCGAAACUCGAAUCAAUCAAAAACACACUGGAACGAAAACGAUUGAUUAUCACGACACUAGAUACAGAAAUUGAGGAUCUUUUGGAAGAAGUCGAUAUCGAGAAAGAAAUAGUAGAUCGUAGCGAUUUGGAAGAAGAAACGGAAGACAUCAUAUGUCAAAUAGAUCUAGUUAGCAGAAAGGACACGAUCGCCCCGCAACAUGAACUUAAUCGCAGCUUCGAAUCACAAGGUUUUGCCACAGCAGGAAAAGUGAAGCUACCAAAAUUACCUUUAACGGUGUUUAAUGGAGACCCGACAGAAUGGCCAUCAUUUUGGGAUAGUUUUUCCUCAACAAUUGAUGAAUCUCAAGGCUUGGCUCCUAUCGACAAAUUCAAAUACUUACAGAAAUCGCUGCUUGGCGAAGCCGCUAAAACGAUAUCAGGUCUUCCACUCACAAGUGAAAAUUAUCAAAUAGCUCUAGACUUAUUGCGAAAACGAUAUGGAAAUCGUCAAAUAAUUAUUUCAAAACAUAUUGAAGCCUUAAUGGAUUUACAAAGGACUGAAAACGGAGCGGAUUUGAAGAAAUUGCGUCAAAUGUACGACAAAGUUGAAAGCACUGUUCGCAGCUUAAAUGGAAUUGGUGUAUCUGCAGAAAGCUACGGAACUAUCUUGACGCCUAUCAUAAUGUCAAAAAUACCGGUAGAGUUAAGACUUCUUAUCUCGAGGAAACUAUCGGAUGAAUGGGAUUUAGAAGGACUAUUAUUAGCGUUCGGUGAAGAAAUUUCACUUCGAGAAAAGUGCGUUUAUGCACCUAUUGGUAGUGCUACCAAUACAAAAACAGUUUUAUCAAAACCAUCCUUUCAGCAAUCCACAGCAGCUACACUGCUAAUCAACAACCAGAAACGAGAAAGGAGUGCAAACGAUGGAAUACCAUCUUGUUUAUUUUGCGGGCAGAAACAUUUUUCUUCGAGCUGCACAACGGUUUCGAAUCCUGACGCGCGGAAGCAGACAUUACGCGAGAAACGGAGAUGCUUUGUUUGUUUACGUGGUGGACAUGUUAGCAGAUUCUGCAGAAGCAAUACUAGAUGUUUCAAAUGCCAAGGAAAGCACCAUGUUGCAAUUUGUGGCUCAAAAGCUGGCAGUUCCGCAAGUUUUGCAAAAGCAAGAGAAACAGCGUACAAGGAAACCGUCGCCGCGCCUCAGUCACCGCCCACACAACCAUCGGUAAGUACUUUGCUAGCGUCUCGCAAUAACACCACAAAUACCGCUGUCUUAUUACAAACUGCAAGAGCUAAAGUAAGAAGAGUAGACAGUAACACAGAAGAAUGCGUUGUAAGACUUAUUUUAGACUCUUGCUCCCAGAAAUCGUAUAUUUCACGCAGGCUAAGGGAUAAGUUACAGUUGCCCACCAUAAGCACAGAAAAGGUAAUCAUUAAAGAAUUCGGUAACGUUAGUGGGACAUUAAAAACGUGUGAUUCAAUCCAAAUUGCUAUCGAAGGAGCAGAUAACCUAACUGUGUUUAUUAAUGCUUUUGUGGUAGACAAUAUUUGUAGCCCGGUUGCUAAUCAAGCCAUAGACGUAGCCAAACUGAAAUAUCCCCACAUAAAAGAUUUGCCUUUAGCUGAUAAAGGUAGCGGCAUGGAUGAAUUUGAAGUUGACAUAUUGAUUGGGGCGGACUACAUUUGGCAGUUCAUGUUAGAUCACGUAGUACGGGGGGAGCAAGGUUAUGGCCCCGUAGCUACACUUACCAGAUUCGGGUAUGUACUUAACGGUCCCGUAGAAAUACCGUCAACAAAUGAACACUCAUCGAACAUUAUCAUUUCACAUGUCCUUAAAACUGACAAUAUUGUCGUUGAUAGCGAUAAACAUUUGAUAAACGAACUUCACAAAUUCUGGGAUAUCGAAUCUAUGGGUAUCAAGUCUAAUGAGCAAGAACUAACUUGUAGCGAAAAUCCAUUAGAGGGAAAAAUUCAUUUUAAUCAAAAACUCGGAAAGUAUGAGAUUUCGCUCCCAUUCAAGGAAGAUCAUCCUGUAAUUGCAGACAAUUAUCAAGUAGCACGUAAACGUCUCGAAAGCCUGUUAAAACGCUUAAAUUCAAAACCCGAUGUUUUGCAUCAAUACAACGAAGUAAUUUCUGAACAACUAAAUUCCGGUGUUGUAGAAAAGGUAGAGGAUACGGAGUUAUGCUCAGCUCCUGUUGGAUCUGUGUAUUAUAAUCCUCACAGGGAAGUAGUUCGAGAAGAGCGGCAAACUACAAAACUUCGAGUCGUUUACGACGCAAGCUCUAAACAAAACGGCGAAGUAAGUUUAAACGAUUGCUUAGAACCAGGCCCAAAUCUGGUACCUCUCAUUUUUGAUGUACUUUUGAGACUCAGAGCUAAACGAAUAGCGUUAAUUGGUGACUUAGAAAAGGCAUUUCUGAAUAUCAUUAUACAAGAAAACGACAGGAAUUUUCUCCGAUUCUUGUGGUACGAUAACGUUUUUGAAAAAGAUCCUGAGCUUGCAACAUUGAGGUUUUCACGUUUAGUUUUUGGACUUACGAGUUCACCGUAUGUUCUUAAUGCUACUGUACGUCACCACCUUGAAAACUAUCGACAGUCAGAUAACGAAUUUGUGCAAACCGUCGAAAAAUCUCUAUAUAUCGACGAUUUUGCGUUUUCAUUAGAUACUGAGGAGGAAAGUUUCGAACUUUAUCGUAAACUCAAACUUUGUUUUGCUUCUGGAGGGUUUAAUAUGAGGAAAUGGGCCUCUAACAGUGAUUCGCUUAUUGAACGCAUUGAACUAGCUGAAAAUAUGCAUAGUAAAACCGCAAAUUCGAAGGAAAGUAAUGUCAUUUUCGACGAUGAUGAAACCUUCACAAAAUCGAUCUCUAAUACAGUAUGCAAUGGUACCGAAUCUAAAAUCCUAGGAAUGCCUUGGAACAGAAAUAACGACAAAUUUGUGUUUGACUUUUCGGAGUUUAUCGAAGCCGCUAGCAGUACUGUUGAAGUAACCAAGCGCAAUAUUUUAAGAACUACCGCGCGGUUCUUUGAUCCGCUCGGAGUACUUUCGCCGGUAAUUCUUCCGCUUAAAAUGAUAUUUCAGCAAUUGUGCAAAUUGAAAACAGCCUGGGAUGAAAAACUCCCUGACGACAUUUGCAAUAAUUGGCUCAAAAUCGUAAACAACAUUGCAAACACAACACCAAUUGAAUUUCCACGAAGCCUAAUGGGAGAUAUUAUCAGUAAUGACGCUAUUUCGAUUCAACUACACGGCUUUUCUGAUGCAAGUCAAUAUGCAUAUGGGGCUUGUGUAUACCUUCGCGUCGAAUCAUCAUCUAAACUAGUAAUAAGCCGAUUAAUUUGUGCGAAAACCAAAGUAGCACCUAUGAAAGGUGAAACAAUACCGCGACUUGAACUAAUGGCCGCAGUAACACUUUCGCGUCUUAUAAAGUCAGUCCACAAUGCCUUGAUUAGCACAAUUAACUUAGAAUCAAUCUUUUGUUGGACAGAUUCACAGGUUGUCCUUCACUGGGUUUUAGGUAACAAAGAACACAAACAAGUAUUUGUAAGAAAUCGAGUGCAUGAAAUUUGCGAUUUAACCGAAAAGAAAAAUUGGCGAUAUUGUCCAACGUCUAACAAUCCAGCUGAUAUCGCUUCAAGAGGCAUUGAUUGUUCUAAAAUGCAAUCAAACGAGUUUUGGUGGAACGGGCCACAGUUUUUGGAAAACGACUCGGAAUUUUGGCCUGUAAAUGAAAUCGCGCCCUCGCAGCAAAUCGAAAUUAAUACAAACGUUGUCGUAACUGAAAAUAACGAUCAGCUAAAUCUGAACAAAAUCAUUCCAUGCGUAAAUUACAGUAGCUUCAUUCGCUUAAUACGGGUAACUGCGCUCGUAUUGAAAUUCGUGGCAAUUUUAAAAGGAAAGGUUAAAAAUUUACAAACAGACAUAAGUGACGACUUUUUGUCCAAAGUCAACGAAGCGAAAAUCAUGUGGCACUUAGAAGUGCAAAAGGUCUUUGAUCUAUCUGGAAAUGAUAAAGAAAUUAGAAAUAACCUCGGAUGUUUUGUCGACAAAGAAGGAAUAAUCAGAGUAGGGGGUAGACUUCAAAAUGCAUCGAUUUCGUAUAACAGUAAACACCCCGUAUUAUUGCCACGUCAGCAUCAUUUUACAAAAUUGGUUAUCUGGCAUAGCCAUUUAACAGUCAAACACAAUGGAGUCAAUGAAACACUUGCGCAAGUACGAUCCAAUUACUGGAUUACGAAAGGUCGUCAGAUUGUAAAAUCCUUAAUUGCGAAAUGUUCCAGAUGUAAAGCUAUACAUGGAAAACCAUACGAAACACCAAAUGCGCCACCGUUACCUGCAUAUCGCUUAUCAGAAGAUGCAGCAUUUACCAACGUUGCAGUCGAUUUUGCAGGUCCUUUAUAUGUAAAGGAUAUCUACACCAAAACUGAUCGUAUGAAUAAAUGCUACAUUGCAUUAUUCAGUUGUGCAAAUACGCGAGCAAUACACCUUGAGUUAGUUCCAGAUCUUUUCGCAGAAACAUUCAUUCGCGCGCUUAAACGUUUUACAGCUCGGAGAGGACUAAGUAAACUUAUCGUUUCAGACAAUGGAAAAACAUUUCUGGAUAAAAACGUUCAAAUGUAUGCGCAAAAUAUGAACAUUCGAUGGAAAUUCAACGUUCCUACUGCCAGCUGGUGGGGUGGCUGGUGGGAGAUAUGCGUAAAAUUAACGAAAAAAUGUCUCAGAAAAACGCUGGGAAACGCAAAGCUUUCGUACGAAGAACUGGAAACAGCAUUGAUCGAAACUGAAGGAAUCAUAAAUUCUAGACCCUUAACAUACGUUGGUGAAGAGAUAUCGGAACCACCAUUAACGCCGUCGUGUCUUGUCAUCGGAAGACGAAUCCUCGAUCAGUCGGAAUCACUAUCGUUAUCCUCGGAUAAAACUUCAUUAACAAAACGCGCUCGUUAUUUAGAAGUUGAAUUUGUUUAGUUGGUCACCCUAUGUACAAGCGCCUACGUAAGGGCCUUCUUAUUUUUUCUGUAUAAGGUGUUAUCUUUAAAGUUGUGAAAGAGAG
Molecule: messenger RNA, 5471 nt
Organism: Rhopilema esculentum
Lineage: Eukaryota; Metazoa; Cnidaria; Scyphozoa; Rhizostomeae; Rhizostomatidae
Source: RefSeq, a predicted model, not a curated record